AUGCUCAGUUUCUCCUCCCGGUACGCCCGCUGGUUACCCAUUCUCGCCGGCGCAGCUCUUAUAUUCAUCAUCUUGGACCUUCAACACCUCCGAAAAGUCGGCACAGGAUUAUUUAAAGCGGAACCCUUGGAAGUCAUCAUUGAACCCGACCACAAUUCGAUAAAGCCUUCAAACCAGACAGUUCAACCCGACCACAAAAUCCCCGCAUCGGCAUCGGCGUGCCGCCCACUCCCGGGCAUUGAAGAUGUACUUGUUAUCGUCAAAACAGGAAUAACAGAAGCACUCGACAAAAUACCAGUGCACGUCCGUACAACACUCCGCUGCAUUCCAAAUGUCCUUAUCGUAUCCGAUUUCGAAGAAGAAAUUGACGGUAUCCGCACCCACGAUGUUUUCCGCAACAUGAGCAACUCGGUCCGAGAAAACAAGGAGUUCGGACUAUACAAUCGCGCCCGAAAUCAUGGUCGCGCCGGCCUCACAGAGCAAGACUUUGUAAAAGUCGCCAAUUCCGCAGCUGGAAUGGGUGAUAAUCCGGGCUGGGCGCUGGAUAAAUGGAAGUUCUUACCGAUGGUAGUAGAAGCGCGCAACUACCACCCAACUGCGAAAUGGUAUUUCGUGCUGGAAGCAGAUACAUACCCGUUUUGGUCAAAUUUGCUCGUUUGGCUUGAGAACUUCGAUUCGUCUAAGAAAUGGUAUCUCGGGAAUCAAAUGAUGAUUAGCGGCGACGUAUUUGCACAUGGUGGUUCGGGAUUUGCCUUAUCUAACGGUGCUAUUAAUGCUGUUGCGGAUGAGUACACGAAGCGUAUGGACGCAUGGCAUGAUAGGACCAUGGCUAGUUGGGCUGGAGAUUGUAUGCUGGGCAUCGCGCUGUUAGAAAUCGGUAUCUCCCUGACCUGGUCCUGGCCACAUGUGACUGGUCAAUCUGUGUGGGAUCAAGAUGCUGUGAAUGAGGCAUAUGGAGAGAGACCCUGGUGUCAUGCACCAGUGACAUUUCACCACAUGACACCUACAGAUAUCGAGAUGAUGUAUAAGUUUGAGACUGAAUGGUUUUCCGACAAAAACCACUCCCAUCUUCUAUAUAGUGAUGUCUUUUCUCGCGUUGUUCAUCCAAGGCUUGCAGAUCGCCUGGAUGACUGGGAUAACAAAGCUGGAACCGAACUAAUAAAAGAAGGCGACGAGGAAGCAAAAUGGACUCUGUCUGAAUGCGCGGAAGCAUGCGCUCAAGACACGAAGUGUAUACAAUACAGCAUUGAUGAGGCUGGUACAUGCAAGACCUCUGAUCUUAUCCUUCGUGGCGUUCCUUCACCUGGUGUGACGGCUGGCACUAUGAUGUGGCGUGUGGACUCCAAAGUACACUCUCUGGGAGAGUGCGAAAACCCUGAAUGGGUGAUUCCAACUUGA
Messenger RNA from Penicillium angulare, 1398 nucleotides. RefSeq lists its product as uncharacterized. Gene Ontology annotation, cellular component: membrane. Gene Ontology annotation, molecular function: glycosyltransferase activity. Bases 1 to 1398 code for a protein of 465 amino acids. The record is from RefSeq and is a predicted model, not a curated record. NCBI's taxonomy places the organism in Eukaryota, Fungi, Ascomycota, Eurotiomycetes, Eurotiales, Aspergillaceae. The transcript has 2 exons.